AUGGAAAAACAUAUUGAAUUAAAAGCCCUAGAAAGAUCAAGAGAUACAAGCACACUUAAAUUAUUAGCAUUAACAUUACUCCUAAUACGUUCAGUAAUACCAAGUAACAUUAACGAAGUACUGUAUCCCCUGCGUCAUGAACAAAAGUGCCACUCUGUGUCGCCGUCAAAAAUUGCUCACGCGCCGACGGACUCUGCAUUUACUACCAGCUGUUUGAAUGAAUUGGAAGGGGAGGAGAGAGAAUGCCAAAAAUACGCUUUUAUUAAUAUUUUUCAAUGGCGGUGGUCAACAAGGAAAAAGACGGAGGAUGUUGGAGAUGUUGGCGGAAUUAUGGAAUGUGGCUACCGUUAUCAAUUGCGUGUGUGGAGUAAUUUUUCAUGUUGGACAACAAUAAGAUUAAAAUUCAAAAGGACCUUAAACUUCCAACAGGCCUUAGCUUCCGUUUAGGAGUCAUUAUCCAUCCAAACUUUGGGAAAACGGAGAUAAAAGACCUGGACCUUAAUGAUGACUCAGAAAUUACCUAAAAGGAAUUAACCAGUCUAGUUCGUCCCGUCGUACGAGGUAAAAGUAAAUUUUCCUGGUCGAAAACCUGGUACCUGAAGCACCACCGGAUUGUUGGUGCUAAUAUGCCGAAGAAAGUCCCCCGUUGAAUGGAGCUGGCGAUGGCGUGGCUUGGUAUUGCUUAUUUUAAUUUGAAUUUUAUUUAGUUUUAAGUUUUCUUUGAUUCAGAUUUAAAGUUUACUUUAAUAUAGUUUUAAACUUUUAGUUUUAAAAAUG
Lucilia sericata (common green bottle fly) is the source of this 777-nucleotide messenger RNA. RefSeq lists its product as uncharacterized. The coding region runs from base 1 to 447 and encodes 148 amino acids. The record is from RefSeq and is a predicted model, not a curated record. NCBI's taxonomy places the organism in Eukaryota, Metazoa, Arthropoda, Insecta, Diptera, Calliphoridae. The transcript has 7 exons.